CACACACACACACUCACACUCCGAGGAGGAAACUGCAGCACCGUCACACACUUCUUCUGACAGGUUCGGGUCAAAGCAACUUGUGAUGUAGAAAUGAAGAUUCAUGAAAAGAUUGUGACCUAUUUUGAAUCUUGCACUUCUCAAGUGGACAAAGAAGGGUACCUCUUCAAGAAGGGCGAAAGAAAGACUUCCUAUCAGAAGCGCUGGUGCGUGCUGAAGGGGAACCUCCUCUUCUACAAGGACCGGCCGUCUGACCGGGAGGCGGCGGGCGUGAUCGUCCUGGAGGGCUGCAUCGUCCAGCUGUGCGAGUCCGAGGAGCAGUUCGCCUUCUCGCUGGUGUGGAGCGAGCCGGGACUGCGAACCUACAAGUUUUCCGCCGAGGACCAGGCCGGUCAGGAGAGCUGGAUCAAAGCCCUGCUGUCGGCCAACCACGGCUACCUGGCCCUGCUGGUGAUGGACCUGGAGAAGAAGUACAGAGAGGCCUUGGGGGAGUUCUCCAGUGAACCGACCAACCCGUUCAGCAGGCCGACGUUCAGCACGGCCGAGGCGGGGGACUCUGCGGCCCGCCAGAGCCCCCAGUCCGCAAUGCUGCCUUCGUACGGAGCGACCGGGGUCGGAGCGGGACCCGGCCCGAGCUCCAACCUGAUGCUCCUACCCACGCCCGUUUCAUCCAAGGCGGCCAGUAAGAGAUCGCCCAAGCUCUGGCCCAAGAGGAGCGCCAACGUGGUGCCCGUUAACACCCCUGCUCCGCCUCUGGGGGAGUGGGCCGGGGUCUGUUUGGGCACCAAGGAGGAUUUCACUAAGUUGCAUGACGAUUUUGGAAAAGAGGUGAAGGAACUGAUUGUUGAUUGGUCCAAGAGGGGACGACAAGGUGCUGACGUCGUUCAGGAGGAAAACUUAAUCGAUUUUGGGUAAAAAGUGUGAAAUUAAACAAUCUCUGAACUUUAAUUUCAAUACCUGUGGUUGCAUUACAAAGCUGCAGUAUUAUGUAUAUAUUAAUUAGAACUACAACAAUUAUUGUUGAGAUUCUUUUGUGUAUAUUUGUGUUCAAGAGCAUGAUGUUCUUUUUUUUACUUAUGCCAUAAAUGAUUUCAUGCUCUAUUGAGCUCUGUUGCUUGAUCUUUAACAGUAAAGUGAUUUCUCAAAGUAAACUUUUUAAAAACCGUCCGCACGCCAUAUUUUCAAAGACACUGCAAACAAAGACCUGCAACAUUCAUGUCUGAUCACCCAAAUAAAUCCACACCUGUCAGCCAAUUAUAAUUGAGAAUGCUCUGCGGCCAUGGUAUGAAGUGAUAUCGUCGUGUUUUAGGGUUAUACGUCUGCAUGUCUGUACGAUUCUUCUGAACUGGGAUAUCAGGAGCACCAGAGGGAGUUUCCUCAAAUCUGCACUAAAGUCGACAACGGAUGAAUUUAUUAGCAUUGAAAGGUCACUGUGACCUCCAAAACACAUUGUUGGGCAUAUCUCAAGGAUUCACAUGCCAACUAUGACCAUAUCGCACAAAUGUGUGAAAGGAUGCAAGAACAUUUUGGACAGACUGCAACUUCCGCAGUUGGCAGAGACAACCCGGAGAUGUCCGUUCUAGUUUGAGACUGGCUGACGAGGGUGAAUACCUAAAGGAGAUUUUUCCCGAAACCUUGAAGGACAUAUUGCCAUGCCUCUUUACAACAGCCUUGUUUUUAUAUAAACAUGUUGAACACAAUCAGCUGUACAAUAAGUUUGCCAAAUUAUGAUUUUAGACCAUUGAAUAAUGAAUAAACAAGAUUACGAGAUGUUUGAUGCCA
Molecule: messenger RNA, 1782 nt
Organism: Pseudoliparis swirei
Lineage: Eukaryota; Metazoa; Chordata; Actinopteri; Perciformes; Liparidae
Product: sesquipedalian-1-like
Exons: 4
Coding region: 94-915 (273 amino acids)
Biological process (GO): endosome organization; retrograde transport, endosome to Golgi; receptor recycling
Cellular component (GO): trans-Golgi network; early endosome; recycling endosome
Source: RefSeq, a predicted model, not a curated record